Molecule: messenger RNA, 1542 nt
Organism: Sparassis crispa
Lineage: Eukaryota; Fungi; Basidiomycota; Agaricomycetes; Polyporales; Sparassidaceae
Exons: 10
Coding region: 1-1542 (513 amino acids)
Molecular function (GO): heme binding; iron ion binding; oxidoreductase activity, acting on paired donors, with incorporation or reduction of molecular oxygen
Source: RefSeq, a predicted model, not a curated record
AUGCUACUCGACUUAUUUUCUCCGUGGGGUGCCUUUGGCACACUCCUUGCUCUUAUUUCUGCCGCUCAUGUUUACAGUCUCUGUGUUAUCCGGCUCCAGAAGCGAAGUCUUCCUGGUCCAUUUGGACUCCCCCUUCUGGGAAAUCUUCUACAGCUCUUUCCUCAUCGCAAGCACAUGCUGUUGUAUCUCUCUACUCUGGAGGAACGAUAUGGUCCUCUUUUCGCCUUCAAUAUGCCUGGCUACGGAAGAACCAUCGUCAUUAACCGUCCUGAAUGGCUUGAGCACAUGAGAAAAAAUGAAGGGACAACGUAUGGGAAGGGCGAUUUCAUACUCUCUAUUUUCCAAGAGUUUCCCGGAGGCGACAGCGCGUUUGGAUCUGAGGGUGCGAAGUGGCGCUUCAGUCGCAAGGUUAUGAAGCCGAUCUUUGUGGCUGCGACAUUUGAUCGUGAUGUUUCAUAUUGCAUGAACGAGGUUACUCUAACUGCGAGAGAAGCUCUAGAGAAUGCUGCAAAAGAAGGACUUAUCAUCAAUUUCAAUGAUUUCUGCGGACGUCUGUCCUUGGAAGUCUUCUGUAAAAUGGCCCUGGAUUAUGACAUGAGACUUUUGACCGCAGACGCUUCUACCCUCAUGGAGCAGCACCCAUUGAUGAAGUCCCUCUCUAUUCUCAGCGAGGCAACAUCUGGACGUCUCUUCAAUCCGUGGUGGCGAUUUAUCGAGAAGUUCGACGGUGUUAGCAGCCAAUUUACGUCUGCUCGUGCGGAAUUCUUCAAUGUUAUCGAGGAAGUAGUGCAGCAGCGUAAGAGUGCUGGAAAGGACCUGAAAGAGAACCAUGACUUCCUGUCUGCUUUGUUACGCAACGGACAAGUUCAAGAUCCAGCCCUCCUUCGCGAUACUCUUGUGACAUUGUUAUUUGCGGCCAAAGACAAUACACAGAAUUCGCUGGCAUGGUCCCUGUAUGAGCUCUCACGUUCUCCUGUCUGGUUGAAGAAGCUACGCCAAGAGGCCCUCUCUAAUGGUGCCCCCACACAGGGUGUGCAGUAUAGCAACUUAGAGAGCUACCCUAUCCACCUUGCUGUCUUCUAUGAAACUCUGCGUCUGUGGCCAGGCGUCCCUAAGAACUCAAGGGUCGCACUGAAGGAUGACAUGCUCCCGGCAAUUCCGGAGGAAGGGUAUGGCCCCGUCCGCGUCUCGCGAGGCGAAUAUUUGCUGUGGUCCGACUACUCGAUGAUGCGGAGCGAACAUGUCUGGGGCCCUGACGCGAGAGAGUUCAACCCAGCACGACACCUCGAUGCGGAUGGACUGUUUGUGAAACCGCCGCACCCCAAAUUCCACUCAUUUGGCUCGGGUCCGCGGCUGUGCCCUGGUGCACAACUCGCCGCGUACGAGUUCGUCGCGUUCUGGUGCAGUGUCCUGCUGUGGUUCGACCUCGUACCCGUUGACGACAUGACGCGACUCCCGGCUGACGCGCUUACGGUGACGAUGCGCGACCCGCUGAUGGUGAAGGUUGUGAUGCGCAGCCCGAGUACGGUGCCCGACCACUGA